Messenger RNA from Cynara cardunculus var. scolymus (artichoke), 879 nucleotides. RefSeq names its product probable lipid phosphate phosphatase 4. Bases 1 to 879 code for a protein of 292 amino acids. The transcript has 7 exons. Gene Ontology annotation, biological process: phospholipid metabolic process. NCBI's taxonomy places the organism in Eukaryota, Viridiplantae, Streptophyta, Magnoliopsida, Asterales, Asteraceae. The record is from RefSeq and is a predicted model, not a curated record. Gene Ontology annotation, molecular function: phosphatidate phosphatase activity.
AUGCCAGAGAUUCAGACGGGUAACGGAGCUCACACUAUUUGCUCCCAUGGCAAAGAACUCGCAAGGGAGCAUUCGCACGAUUGGAUGGUCCUUAUCCUCUUAGCAUCGAUCGAUCUGUUCCUAAACAUUAUCGAACCUUUCCACCGCUAUGUCGGAGAAGAAAUGAUGGUUGAUAUGAAAUACCCGUUCUACGAAAAAGACACCAUUCCUAUGUAUGCAGUUCCGUCGUAUGCAGUGGUGCUACCAUGUGUAGUAUUCUUCAUGUAUUACUUGUACCGGAAGGAUGUCUAUGAUUUGCACCAUGCUAUUCUUGGUCUUUUCUACGCAGUUCUGAUAACAGCAGUCAUCACAGAUUCGAUAAAAGACGCAACAGGUCGACCACGACCAAAUUUCUUCUAUAGAUGCUUUCCAGAUGGAAAAGCGGCAUUCAAGGACAAUGGAGAUGUUCUAUGCCAUGGGGAUCCCCUGAUAAUAAAAGAAGGAUACAAGAGCUUCCCAAGUGGCCAUACUUCGUGGUCGUUUGCGGGUCUUGGCUUCCUUGCUUGGUACUUAUGCGGAAAACUUAGAACCUUUGAUAAUAAGGGUCAUGUGGCGAGCCUGUGCAUCGUCGUGUCUCCAUAUCUUUUUGCUGCGCUUGUUGGAGUGAGUCGCGUCGACGACUACUGGCAUCAUUGGACAGAUGUUUUUACCGGAGCAAUCAUAGGAACAACUGUUGCUGCAUUUUGCUACCUGCAAUUCUUCCCAUUCCCGAAUCACGAAAAUGGUUGGGCACCUCAUGCGUUUUUCCACGUGAUGGAACGAGAACACUCUGUACACACAGGAACUGCGAAUGCUCGUGCCAACGACUUGGAAGGGCAAGGAGGGGAGACUAGAAAUUGA